Molecule: messenger RNA, 1573 nt
Organism: Nerophis lumbriciformis (worm pipefish)
Lineage: Eukaryota; Metazoa; Chordata; Actinopteri; Syngnathiformes; Syngnathidae
Product: synaptic vesicle membrane protein VAT-1 homolog
Biological process (GO): negative regulation of mitochondrial fusion
Cellular component (GO): mitochondrial outer membrane
Molecular function (GO): oxidoreductase activity
Source: RefSeq, a predicted model, not a curated record
AAUGAAAGUGAGCGCUUGAAAUUGCAAAGAACGCGCAGUUAAAGAUUGACAAGCAGUUUGACUGCGUCUUUCCACCAAAUUGAGCAGCAUAUGUAAUUUUGGAAAGAGAAGAACCCAAACAGGCUCACCCCCAAUCGAUCCGGACCUUAACCAGAGUUAGUCCGUCAUGUCUGGUGAAGUGGGUCCUCCGGCGCAGCAGCAGCUGAAGUCCGCCGGAGAGUCAUCAUCAUCCCCCCCGGAGGAGGAGACGUGCCGGGCUCUCGUGCUCACCGGCUACGGAGGCUACGACAAAGUCAAGCUGCAGGUGAAAGCCUUCAAGAAGCCCGCGCUGCAGCCCGGAGAGGUCUUGGUUCGGGUGCAGGCGUGCGGGCUCAACUUCGCCGAGCUGAUGGGCAGGCAGGGACUGUACGAGCCGCUGCCCGCCCCGCCUGUCACUCUGGGCAUGGAGGCCUCGGGAGUCAUCGAAGCUGUCGGAGGAGACGUGAAGGACCGCAAAGUGGGGGAUCGUGUCAUCAUAUUAAGCCGCUGCGGCGCGUGGCAGGAAUUCGUGGUGGUGCCCGCCAGUCGAGCCUUCCCCAUGCCCGAGUCCAUGAGCUUCGAGGAGGGCGCCGCCAUCCCCAUCAACUACAUGACGGCGUACAUGAUGCUAUUUGAGAUGGCCAACCUCAAGCCGGGCAAGAGUGUGCUGGUCCACAUGGCUGCAGGUGGCGUAGGCAUUGCUGCCACCCAGCUGUGUCAGAUGGUGCCCGACGUGACCGUCUUUGGCACAGCGUCGGCCUCCAAACACGAUAUCAUCGCAGAGGUUGGCGUGACUCACCCCAUCGACUAUCACACCAAAGACUACGUGGAGGAAAUUGGUAAAAUCAGCCCCAAAGGAGUGGACAUCGUCUUGGACCCGCUGGGUGGUUCUGACACACAGAAGGGCUUCAACUUGUUAAAACCUUUGGGUUCUCUCAUCGUGUUUGGUGCUGCCAACUGUGUGACGGGCCAGAAGAGGAGCCUGCUGGCCAUGAUGAAGACGUGGUACAACCAGCUGUCCAUCAACACGAUGAAGCUGAUGCAGACCAACAAGGCCGUGUGCGGCUUCCACCUGAGCUACAUGGACGACGGCCACAUUCAGGACGCCAUGGCCUCCCUGCUGGAGCUCUACAGGCAGGGCAAGAUCAAGCCUCACAUCGACUCCUGCUACCACUUUGAGGAGGUUGCAGAUGCAAUGAGGCGAAUGCACGAGCGCCAAAAUAUUGGCAAGGUCAUCCUUCUCCCUCAGCCUAAAAAGCAGAAUGAGAAGAUGACGUCCAGCUCCGAGCCAGAAGGGAAGAAAUAACACGAACAAGGGAUUGAGUAAGACGGUUUUGUAGAAUUGUAUUUUUCUACAAAUUCUUAUUUGACAGUAUUUUUAAACCUUUUUGAAGAAAAAUAUAUAGUGCAAUAUUAAACAAUCAAGCCUUCAUAUUGCUACAUUGCUAAUUUCUUGAAUGUAUUCCACUUAUACAAAAUGGCAGCUGCAAGGCAGGCACUACUUCUAAUGCUGCAGCUCUCUUGUAAUAAAUAUCAUUGUAAUAUCCAAACAUAA